GAGAGGGGAAGCGAAGUUUUCUGCCUCUUAAAGGAUUAAGCUAGCCACAAUGGUAAACAAUCCUGCCUGUUUCUUUUCCUUUGCAGUCGCCUUCUGUGUCCUGCUGCAAGAAGGCCAGGCUACAGUGGAAUCCCACUUGUUGGCCGCCAACAGUCGGCACCAGAGGACCAAGAGAUGUUCUUGUAUCAACUGGAUGGACAAGGAGUGCAUCUAUUUCUGCCAUCUCGAUAUCAUCUGGAUCAACACGCCAAGCCACUCUGUGCCCUAUGGGCUGGGGAAUCCUCGAGUACGGCAGAAGAGGUCUCUCCGCAGAUGUGAGUGCUCACAUUUCAAGGAUAGCAUCUGUGCAACUUUCUGCCAUGGCAAGCCUCGUACUCUCUCUUAUGGGACUCACCCUGGCAUUUUUUUUUUCCAGAGAUCCUCCAAAAAUGCAGCUGCCCAUGGGCACAGGAGGGCUGGCAAAGCUUCUGCAGAGCAGAAAUCCCAGGCCUGACAAGCUGAACUUUUGAAAGUGCUCAGGACCUUAUGCUUUCAUGGACUGAGUUAACCGGAAAGCAAUAGCUCUCUCCAAGAUAGCAAGGCCUUCCAUGGGAACAGGGCUUCCUGAAGAUAAAGUGAUCAGCAGGGAACUUAAGGAUGCUCUUUGGCUUAGUCAAUGGAGUCCUCCAUUCCCAAAGGUGCUCCUCUAUCAAGUAGUCAAAGAAGAGAAGACAUAACUUUGAUGGAGAAGGAGGAAAAGUCCACGAAACAGCUGGGACUGGAAUGAACCAAGAGCACCAUUGCUGGUGGAACAGUUCUCCUAUUAUUCCA
Messenger RNA from Candoia aspera, 810 nucleotides. RefSeq names its product endothelin 2 (gene EDN2). Gene Ontology annotation, molecular function: hormone activity; endothelin B receptor binding. The transcript is spliced from 5 exons. Gene Ontology annotation, cellular component: extracellular region. Lineage: Eukaryota; Metazoa; Chordata; Lepidosauria; Squamata; Candoiidae. Gene Ontology annotation, biological process: vein smooth muscle contraction; regulation of vasoconstriction; regulation of systemic arterial blood pressure by endothelin. The record is from RefSeq and is a predicted model, not a curated record. The coding region runs from base 50 to 493 and encodes 147 amino acids.